AUGGCUCUCUCUUGCAGAUUCGCAGCCCAGAGCUGCGCCCGUCAGCUCCGUGCCACUGGCUCGAUGCGUGCCUCGACAUCCCUCUUCCAGACCCGAACUCCCGCAACCGCACGAAGGUACAACUCAACCGAGGCUGCUGCCCCCACGAACCCCAAGAUUGCCGCCAUUGUCGACCAAAUUAGCACCCUUACUCUCCUCGAGACCGCAGACCUCGUCUCAAGCUUGAAGUCCAAGCUCAACAUCCCCGAUCUCCCCGUUGGUGGCUUCGCCGCCGCCCCUGCAGCAGCUCCCGCCGCUGUCGAGGAGGCUGAGGAGGCCGCACCGGCGGCCGCCGAGAAGAGCGUCUUCAACAUCAAGCUCCAGGCCUUCGAGGCCGGUUCCAAGCCCAAGGUCAUCAAGGAGAUCAAGAACCUGUUGGGUCUGAGCUUGGUGGACAGCAAGAAGUUCGUCGAGAGCGCGCCGAAGCUGAUGAAGGAGAACGUGGCCAAGGACGAGGCCGAGAAGAUCAUCGCCGCCAUGAAGGAGCUUGGCGCCACCGUCACCAUGGAGUAA
Colletotrichum fioriniae is the source of this 552-nucleotide messenger RNA. RefSeq names its product mitochondrial 54S ribosomal protein bL12m (gene MNP1). Gene Ontology annotation, cellular component: mitochondrial large ribosomal subunit; ribosome. Gene Ontology annotation, biological process: translation. The record is from RefSeq and is a predicted model, not a curated record. Gene Ontology annotation, molecular function: structural constituent of ribosome; mRNA binding. Lineage: Eukaryota; Fungi; Ascomycota; Sordariomycetes; Glomerellales; Glomerellaceae.